GAAACAUUAGCAAAGCCGUGCAGUGUUAUCGAUCCACACAUGUAAACACUAAUAUGAGCGUCCCACUCCUGUGGUCUAUAUUGGAAGGGGAUCCGCCUCAAUCUGAAUUCCUUCGGCGAUAUACUUUGAUAUUGUUUUACAUGAAGAUGAGUCAACUUGACGAUGCUGGCGUCAAGAGGGAACUGGCAAAAACUGGGAAUGGGAAGUUUUGCAUCAGGAACAACAAUUCUAUACGCAGGAUGAGAAAAAAACAAGAAGAAGGGAAAGCAUGGUCUGAUCUAUGCGACUUGAAGAGUCACUGGGGUCUAGAAAGGUAUACACUUCUGUCUGCUGUGCCCGAGGACACUCAAGAAGCGCCAAUACGAGAGAUGACCGAGGGGAUUCAAUCGCAAAACUCAGUACUGCUACAAAGCCUAAACGACGCCAGACGGCUCUGCGCCGCAUUGCUCAAUGAAAGACUACCCAACUGUCUUUUGAUCGAUAAUUAUAGCUACAAGGAGAGUCAACUUAGCAAUCACGACAUCAAAUUAUCGUUCAAGGCGUUUUUAAGUUUGGACCCAAAUCAGCCAGUACAGAUCCCUAGGUUCUAAGGGGAACCCUCCCCUCAUAUUCUUCUAAGGUUUUGGCCCAGAAUGGAGCUUCUUGAAUUUAAUGAGCCAUUAUUCCUUAUCUUUGGAGUAGUCGCACAAAAUGACGAACAGGGCUGUCUAUGAACCCU
Molecule: messenger RNA, 718 nt
Organism: Pyricularia grisea
Lineage: Eukaryota; Fungi; Ascomycota; Sordariomycetes; Magnaporthales; Pyriculariaceae
Exons: 1
Coding region: 54-590 (178 amino acids)
Source: RefSeq, a predicted model, not a curated record